AUGAUCGUUAAUCUCUGGAUCCUCGUGCUAGGAUUAGGGCUAUUUCUGGCGGCGGAUGCGCGACGCCCCCAACCGAUCGGAAUUGAUCUUGGCCCUGAGUUACUUACAGCUGCGUACGCUCACACGUCCGAUAAUGUCUCGGUGAUCGCUGCGAUCACGCCGGGGCCAGAUGACAUCUAUGUUCGCCAUAUGUUGCUCCUCCGAUUGGAGUACGCAGACCGACAUGAUAUUAUGCGUCCGUGGCGUAAACCCGCCCAGUGGACUCUGAAAGGAUAUCUGUCCAAUCUCAGCCAACAGCUGAUCACUGAGUUGAGCACAUUUGGUGACAAACCGGCGCUGCAGAAUUCACAGAUAUUGUCAUUUGCUCGCACUGCAUUUUGUACUGUACUCCAGGCAGUCUCAUACACUCGGAGACUUGUCAGUCCUGGGUAUAAUGAGGAAAUACGAUUAGUCGAUGUCCAAACAGGGUUUGUUGACAGGCUACGACAGCUGAAGCAGAAAGCUGCUGCUGACAAUGAUAUCGAUUUGGACUAUGCUAUCAUCGCAGUGCCCGAGUUUUUCAAUCAGACCCUCCGAGAGAUGGUGGCGGACGCAAGUAGGGAGGCAGGAAUCAAGUCAGCUCUCACCCCUAUUUCCAGAACGACUGCGGCGACCUUUGUCUCUACAUCCACUAUAGUGAACCCCUCUGGCCUCAACUACGCAGUCAUAGAUCAUGGAAUGUUUUAUCUAGAUGUUAGUGCUGGGCACGGGCGGGAGCGCAUUCAUCAGUAUUUCCCUGCGUUGCAAUUUGGUAGCACAAUGAUCGACAAGCAUCUUACGGACCGACUCGUAAGUCGCGUGGAGGAACUCAAUAUGGAGAUCGCAAUUGGAGCCUCUCAAACUGCGCUCUAUGGUCCUGUGAGACAGGCCCGAACUUUGAUCCGUGAUGACCUUGAUUCCCAUCUGCUUGGGUCUAAAAACGACCCGGAUCGUCACUUUGAUGAGUAUCCUCUUGACCUGACCAACUGGGGUUCUGGACAAUCCCAGGCUGUUCUAUCAUGGGAAGACGUACACGCUGCCGAAAGACGAUUCAUUGAGGUAGUCGCUUCUAAUCUGAUCAUGUACCUGGCUGCUUUGAGACUCCGCCGCUUACCUGAUACUCCGAGGGACCCAAUAAUACCUGAAACUGUCGACCGAGUUGUGAUUCUAACUACCGGCCCUGAUGGUCACCUAUUGGAGCAAGCAGUUCGCGAGAGCCUUGGAGACCACAUUGAAAUUAUAGGAGGUACACUGCGGGAAUCCUUCUCCCUGGCCGCGUCUGGAGCCGCCCGUGCUGCUCUAGUUGCUAUGUCUCCUGGGAUGUGUCGUAAGAGAUCUGAACGUGGUGUAUUUGAUCAUGAGCUUUAG
Messenger RNA from Aspergillus pseudonomiae, 1386 nucleotides. RefSeq lists its product as uncharacterized. The record is from RefSeq and is a predicted model, not a curated record. NCBI's taxonomy places the organism in Eukaryota, Fungi, Ascomycota, Eurotiomycetes, Eurotiales, Aspergillaceae. The coding region runs from base 1 to 1386 and encodes 461 amino acids. The transcript is spliced from 3 exons.